This is a messenger RNA of Plutella xylostella (diamondback moth), 924 nucleotides long. RefSeq lists its product as uncharacterized. The record is from RefSeq and is a predicted model, not a curated record. Lineage: Eukaryota; Metazoa; Arthropoda; Insecta; Lepidoptera; Plutellidae.
GUGCGUGUCAAAAUGGCGACAGCUUGGCCGCAUAGCGAAAUAUUAAAAUUUUUGGAAUAUUACCGAGCCGAAACCAUUAUAUGGAAUCCUAAACAUAAAAAUCACAAGGAUAAAAACAAGGUGUCGGAUGCAUGGAAUCGCAUAAGUAAUAACAUGGGCAUUCCGGUAGAGGAUUUAAAAAAGAAAAAGGAAACGUUGAUGACAGCUUUCAGAACAAAUUUAAAAAAGAAAAAGGAGUCUAUAAGGUCUGGGGCUGGACUCGACGAUAUUUAUACGCCGUCGUGGCCUUUUUUCGAGAUAAUGGAAAGUUUUUUAAGAGAUGUUUAUGAAUGCAAGAGUAUCAUAAACACAGACGGCGGAGCUUCAACCUCGUUAGAUGACGAAGAUUCAAUUACGUCACAAAAUGAAAAUAUCGAAAAUGAAGACCCAAAUGCUACAGUGAAUUCUGAAAUAAACAUUCCUGUAAUACGCCGUCGUUCUAGAAAUCCACCUGAAUUACAAGAGGCUAGUAACGAAAUGAAAAGAGCUUUUUCAUCUUUGAACAGCGUACUCAGCAGUAAGAAGCAAAAGAUAGAUAGCGAAGAUGAUUGCGAUCUAUAUGGAAAACUACUAGCUAAAAGGUUAAGACAAUUUACAGAUUUGGAAAAACAAGAGUUGAUGUACGAAAUAGACGGCUUAUUGUUGAAAAAACGUCAAUUGUCAUCUAGACAAAAUUCCAGUCGUUAUGUGGUCCAAUCUCCAUCCCAAAUAAUAAUAUCUUCCAAAGUCGAUAGAACAUUACUGGACUACGAUGCUAUGUUUGGCGGACUUUUAAACAAUCCAGAUGCUUCAUAUCGGAUUACUGUACCUGGACCCGAGUAUUUCUUGGACAUAAACAGCAAUGUUAUGGUUCCAAGUAUAACUGCAGCUGACAUUGAACAAUAA